CCCAACAAUCUCUUUCGCUCUGGCUUUUCUUCCACUCCUGCUCCCGGUUGAAAUUUUCUCAGCUUUUGAGGUGAAGCGGGAGUGAGUAUUGACCGCAAGACGCAUGGAGUGAACUAGGGUUCCGACCUGGAAACCUCCUGCGAAAUGAACAAUACGCAGCUUCGAGAUCAGAGUGAGCGUCCUCACCCUAUAGCCCUCGCUACUCUUAUUGGCCGGGAGCUCAGGGGACACAACACGGAGAAGCCGCUUGUCUGCCACGGCCACGCUGGGCUUGCUAAGCGCGGCGAGGACUACUUUCUCAUCAAGCCCGACUGCCAACGGAUCCCCGGAAACCCGUCCACUUCAUUCUCUGUAUUCGCGAUUUUCGAUGGGCAUAAUGGGGUAUCGGCGGCGGUUUUCACGAAGGAGCAUCUGCUGGACCACGUAAUGGCUGCUAUUCCGCCUGGUAUUGGGAGGGAGGAAUGGCUCCAUGCCCUUCCUCGGGCACUGGUCGCAGGUUUUGUGAAGACUGAUAUCGAAUUCCAAAGGAAAGGGGAGGCGUCUGGGACUACGGCUACUCUUGUAGUGAUUGAUGGAUUAACCGUGACCGUUGCUUCUGUGGGUGAUUCCCGGUGUAUAUUGGAUUCCAAGGAUGGGGCAAUUUCUUUGCUGACUGUUGAUCAUAGGCUGGAGGAGAAUGAAGAGGAGAGAGAACGAGUAACAGCCAGUGGGGGUGAAGUGGGGAGGCUCAAUCUUUGCGGUGGUCAGGAGGUUGGUCCUCUCCGAUGCUGGCCCGGUGGGUUGUGCCUUUCAAGGUCAAUUGGCGAUAUGGAUGUUGGGGAAUUCAUAGUCCCAAUUCCUCAUGUCAAGCAAGUUAAACUUCCAGAUUCCGGAGCUCGACUUAUUUUAGCUUCAGAUGGCAUAUGGGAUGCACUUUCAUCUGAGAUUGCUGCCAAGUGUUGUCGAGGAUUGUCUACUGAGCUUGCUGCCAAACUAGUUGUUAAGGAAGCAUUGAGAACGAGUGGCCUUAAGGAUGAUACAACUUGCUUGGUUGUUGAUAUCAUUCCAUUGGAUCAUUCCACUUUACCAGCAUCUCCUAGGAAGCACCGGAAUAAGUUUAAAUCUUUACUUUUUGGCAUGCCUCAAAAUUCUCUCAGUAAGCUCACAAAUAAAUCUUCAACUGUUGGUGCUAUUGAAGAACUAUUUGAAGAAGGCUCUGCAGUGCUUGAAGAAAGGUUGGGCAGCAAUGUCCUGCCAAUGGCCAAUUCAUUGCCUUAUAGAUGUGCAAUCUGCCAAACCGAUCAGACGUCGAACCCUUUAGGCCCAUUCCUGUUGCCAUUAUCUAAAACCUGCGAGGGCCCCUAUUUGUGUGCCGAUUGCAGGCGAAAGAAGGAUGCAAUGGAGGGCAAGAGGCCCGUGCGAGCCACUGUGUCAAGGUAGGAAAAGAGAAAUAAAGAAAAAAAGAAACUUAGUUUCCAAAUAUUCAAGCUGGAGGAGAUGUGCAUCCCUGCGUGUUGAAAAGUUGAUGGUGAGAAGGCAGAUUAACUAAUUAUUAUUUAUGCAUUGAUUUUGUUGUGUUUGUCUUAUUAUUGUUUUAUGAACUAACCAAACAUAGCAGAAACUGUGAUGGUUUGAUGAAUUACUAAUCA
Messenger RNA from Phalaenopsis equestris, 1628 nucleotides. RefSeq names its product probable protein phosphatase 2C 33. Gene Ontology annotation, biological process: protein dephosphorylation. Lineage: Eukaryota; Viridiplantae; Streptophyta; Magnoliopsida; Asparagales; Orchidaceae. The record is from RefSeq and is a predicted model, not a curated record. The coding region runs from base 145 to 1419 and encodes 424 amino acids. Gene Ontology annotation, molecular function: protein serine/threonine phosphatase activity. The transcript has 8 exons.